This is a messenger RNA of Trichoderma aggressivum f. europaeum, 1089 nucleotides long. RefSeq lists its product as uncharacterized. The transcript has a single exon. Lineage: Eukaryota; Fungi; Ascomycota; Sordariomycetes; Hypocreales; Hypocreaceae. The coding region runs from base 1 to 1089 and encodes 362 amino acids. The record is from RefSeq and is a predicted model, not a curated record.
AUGGCAUUUCUGGCGUUGCCUGCAAGCAACCCUGUGGCGUCCUCGUCAAUACUCGCACCGUUCUCAGACUCUAUCCACGCGUGGAUCGCUUCUCCUAUAAGCUCAGGCGAGAUGGGAUCCUUUUAUGAUGUUAUCCGUCGAUGCAACAAGUUCGAAGAGGCGAAGAGCGCUGCCAUGUGGGAGUUUGCCGUCCUGGACAACUCCGUUCCGGUUGGAUAUAUGCUGCCUGAACAUGUCGCCGAGAUUAGAUGGGACAAUACAAGCUUCCGUGUCUCCAAGUCUAAGCGCAAGAUACACCUGGAUCCGGUCGUCAAGCCGGGUGACGACGUUGUCGAAAUAUGCCGCCGCGAAUUCAUAGCACUAUGCGAGAAAAACGCCGACAACCUCAACGGCUGCUUCAGAAAGUGGCUGAAGAAAAGAUCAGACUUUCACCCAAUCCGCGGCAUUGACGUAAAGCUGGCUGGAUUGGUGAUCCCCUCGCCUGCCAGGGGAAUCUUUGGCAUUGUCACGACGGGUGUUCACAUGAACAUGUUUACCGUCAGGAACGGCAGGAUCCAUGUGUGGGUUUCAAAGCGCUCUCAAAACGUCACGUAUGCCAGGAAGCUCGACCAAUUGGUUGCGGGAGCGAUGGACCCGGCCGACAACAUGGAGCCCUUGGUGACGCUCAGGCGUGAAGCCAUGGAAGAAGCAGGGCUUUUGGUCGAUACCGCCACGAAUAUGGUGACUUGGAACAGCAGCCACGUCGGUAAAGUCACGGCCGAAUCGAUGAUUUCGUUUUAUGACCAAAAAGACCACAUUGCCGGCAACGAAGAGGGCCAUGUUGAACCGGGGAUCCGAUACACCUAUGAUCUGGAGGUUGGCCCCGAUUUUGUCCCGUAUCCUCAGGAGCCGGAGUCCAUUGAUGGGUUUAUCUUGAAGCCCGUGGAAGAAGUCAAGAGGGACCUGAAGAAUGCCGAGUGGAAGCCGAACUGCGGACUCGUCAUGCUGGAUUUCUUACUCCGGAAGGGCGAGGUCAGAGAGGGAGAUGACGAGAAUUUCGGACUGUUGAGGCGCGGCCUUGCGAGGAAUUUGCCAUUCUACAACCUGUGA